AUGAACCUCCUCAAUUCUAGGUUGCAGCUCACGAGAUGGCCUUUUUUCUUGAUAAUCAGUUUUAUCUUCUGCGUCGCACUACUCAGUUUUUCCCAACACUCAACCACCUUGACAAUUUACCGAGGGCACGAGAGUUUUCCUCACUCUGAUGACUAUGUCCAGCCUAGCUCAAGUCUGAAUUCAAAUGCCACUCCGACCUCUGCUCUAGAUCCUGCAGCUACAAAGAAUCCCCCGAAGAGUCGCUACGCUGUGGCCUUAUUUCUCGGCACAGAAUUUGAUUCUGUGCUUGACGAGGAAGACGACGACCGACAUUGGUACUAUGUUGGAGCUCGGACGCUGGUUUACCAACUGCUCCAUGCAGAGCGUACAAAAUUCAGCAGUCCGGUUCCUGUCGUGGUUAUGGUCACCAAAGGGGUGCGCGAAAGUAAGCGUCAGCGACUACGGAAUGACGGGGCGAUAGUGGUCGAGGUCGAGGAUGUCGAUCACUCCGUCGAAAUCGUCGUACCACGCUAUGCCGAAGUAUUCAACAAGUUGCGAGUCUUCGAUCCUAGCAUUAUGCCCUUUGAGAAGGUGGCCUUGCUCGAUACAGAUAUGGUCAUCACUCGUCCUCUCGAUGCAAUCUUCGAAGAUCCUUCUUCCCAGCACUUCCUAGUCGACCAUAAUGCGACAAGUCCACUCGCUCCUGGCCUACCCCGGAUUCCUAAUAGCUACGUUCUAGCCUCGACCCCCGACAUUGCUUAUAGACCAUACGGCUUUCCUCCUAACCUAGCCGCUGAGAAGAAUCGCGACUAUUUUAAUGCUGGGGUGAUCUUGCUUUCACCUUCGAGGGACAUUUUCAAACACUACCUUGGCGUCCUCAACCGCACAGAGUUAUUCGAUGGCGUAUUCCCUGAGCAAAAUCUCCUUAACUACGUGCACCGCCGGGAUGGACCAAUGCCCUGGAAAAGCCUUGAUUUGUUAUGGCACCUUCCCGGCCCAACUGAAGCUGACUUUGAAGCUGGCAUGGCUAUUCUUCACUGCAAGUUUUGGAAACCUGCUCCGGAUCCGUGCCAGCAGAGUGCGGUUUCUCGACGGUGGGAAAUGCAGGGAUACUGGAGCGGUAGGGAGGAAAUACCAAAAGACUUGAGAGUCUAG
This is a messenger RNA of Penicillium riverlandense, 1134 nucleotides long. RefSeq lists its product as uncharacterized. NCBI's taxonomy places the organism in Eukaryota, Fungi, Ascomycota, Eurotiomycetes, Eurotiales, Aspergillaceae. The record is from RefSeq and is a predicted model, not a curated record. The transcript has a single exon. Gene Ontology annotation, biological process: protein N-linked glycosylation. The coding region runs from base 1 to 1134 and encodes 377 amino acids. Gene Ontology annotation, molecular function: glycosyltransferase activity.